AUGCCUCGGGGAAAAGACAGCGGGAGUUGGAAAAAGAUUAAACCCGCAGGAGCAGCGCCGGGUUCCUAAAAGCCACGCGGCUCUUUCCACGUUGCCAACCGCGUUUGUGCAUUCAGUACGCGCCUCUUCCUCACGAGGUCUGCGUAAUCCUCUAGGGGCAUCCGGUGCAGACUUACUUAAGAGUAAGUCCCAUGAAGCCGCGUGGGAAUGAAAGGAAAAACAACAAAACGCAGGGUUGCAGUCUUGCGAGGGCGCCUGGCGUCGUCCUUUUUUUUGGAGUGGGACUUUCUCUGAAUGUGCCCGAGAAUAGCUUUUUGCGGACGGCGUUUUAAUUCCCAAACAGCUAUUCCUCCCCACGCAGCCCAAAAAUAGUAUAUUUUUGUCACAAUCCUAAUUGACAACAGGGAGGAAGCUCUAGGAUGCCGCCUGCAAAACGCAGGCAAGAACGACGGUGGGCGCCGAAGUGGCUCGGGCCAUGCGAGGCAGUCAGAUUCUCAAAUAGCCCCCGCCCCUUUCGCGUUGGCUUGGCUUGGUAACCGUCUUGGUGAUGCAACAGAUCAAGAGUGCGACCUGCGGAUUACCUUGGAAAAGGUGGUUUGCGCUUCGUAAAGCAGCCGGGAGAGGAUUGGCGUCUUAACAUGGGGGAUGUCAAACUGGUAUCGACUCAGAUCUCCAAAGCGACCUUAACUUUGAACCACUCUUCUCUAAGAACUCCCACUGCAACAGAAGCACCAGCAUUUAUUCUAUCUCCACGAAAUAUCCAGGUGCCAAUCGGAGGCACAGCAAAAUUUGAAGGACAGGUUAGAGGCAACCCUGAACCUCAGAUCACAUGGUACAGAAAUGAGCACCUUGUCACAGGAGAGCGCUGUGUAGCAAAUUGCAGCAUCGGAGGGAUUUUCAGCUUGAUGAUUAAAGGGGUGAAGGAGGAAGAUGGUGGUCUGUAUACAUGUCAGGCCAGAAAUGCUGGUGGGAUUCGCCAGGUGACUGUGGAAUUGACAGUGGAAGGAAAAGUUUUGAAGAAAUAUACCUUGCCUUCCAGUUCCAAAAGUUCUGGGGGUCAGUCUACUGUUCUACCUAUAGAACAACGGCCCAGCAUCUGGGGCGAAUGUCCACCCAAGUUUGCUACAAAACCCAACCGGGUUAUUGUACGAGAAGGACAGAAUGGUAAAUUUUCCUGUAAGAUAACAGGGCGACCCUCAGCCUCGGGUCAUUUGGUUCAAGGAUGAAAUUCAGGUGCAGAAAAAAUGAUCGUUUUAACAUGUUCGAGGAAAGCAGGCAUCCAGUUUUUGGAAAUCCAAAAUGUUCAGCUG
Molecule: messenger RNA, 1310 nt
Organism: Thamnophis elegans (Western terrestrial garter snake)
Lineage: Eukaryota; Metazoa; Chordata; Lepidosauria; Squamata; Natricidae
Product: myosin light chain kinase, smooth muscle-like
Exons: 6
Coding region: 639-1226 (195 amino acids)
Biological process (GO): tonic smooth muscle contraction
Cellular component (GO): cytoplasm; stress fiber; lamellipodium
Molecular function (GO): myosin light chain kinase activity
Source: RefSeq, a predicted model, not a curated record